AGUUAACGGGUUUGGUUUUGGGGUAAUAUGGUGAGAGACGUUCUCACUAUCUAAACUCUAAAGUCCCAAUUCUUCAAAAACCCUAAAAAACAGUCACUCUCACUGAAGAAGAAGAAGAAGAAGCCGCUGAAGAGAAUUUGAGUUCUCCGAAAAUGUCGAUGUCCAAGAGUUCGAAGAUGCUGCAGUACAUCAACUACCGCAUGCGCGUCACCAUCCAGGACGGCCGCCAGCUCGUCGGAAAAUUCAUGGCCUUCGACCGCCACAUGAACCUCGUCCUCGGCGACUGCGAGGAGUUCCGCAAGCUUCCUCCGGCCAAGGGCAAGAAGCCCGCCGACGCCGACCGCGAGGACCGACGCACCCUCGGCCUCGUCCUCCUCCGCGGCGAGGAGGUCAUCUCCAUGACCGUCGAGGGCCCCCCUCCGCCCGAGGAGUCCCGCUCCAAGGCCGUCAGCGCCGCCGCCCUUGCCGGCCCCGGCAUCGGCCGCGCCGCCGGCAGAGUUCCCGAAAUGAUGCAGUCUCAGAUCUCGUGCCUGCCGCAGCUCAACGCGCCGCCGGUGUCUUACCCCGGCGCUCCGCCGCCGGUGAUGCGCCCGCCGGGCCAGAUGCCGGGGUACCCCGGCCAGGGCCCGCCUCCCAUGGCGAGGGGACCUCCUCCGCCGAUGCCGCCCGGGCAAUACGCUCCCAGGCCCGGCGGUGCUCCGCCGCAGCCUUACCCUGUUCCGCCACAGUUUGGACAGCGUCCCAUGGGGCCUCCUCCUCCUGGUCAGAUGGUAAGGGGUCCUCCGGCGCCGCCUCGUCCCGGGAUGCCCGCUCCGCCACCGCCUCGCCCCGGCAUGCCACCACCACCUGGAGGUGGUGUUCCGGUGUAUGGUCCUCCUCGACCUGGCAUGCCCCCUCCGCCAAACCCUCCGAAUCAACAGCAACAGUAAUGGGAGAAGGGAUUGAUAGGUGUGGCUGCGAUCCUGCGGUGUAAGCACUCCUAAAACCUUAACAUUGUGGCCGAAAUCCACGGGGUUUCUUUUUGCUGGUAAUCUGAAGAUAUUGACGCUGGACAUCUUACGCGCGAUUUAAUAUCCAGCUUGUACUUACGAAGUGAUUGUUGCUUGUACAACCUUGAGUCAUUCUCUUGUUAUGAGGAUUUUUUUUCUUAUGUCUUGAUGAGAAUAUGUAAUGUUAGAACAGCUUUAUGAUUUGGUGGAAACUAUUCUACUAAGACCUGAGUAUUGGACAUACAAGUCGGCUGUGUAGAUUUUCAGGGGAAAAAAAAUGCCGGAUUGCAUAGACAGCGUACUGAUUUGAAUGUAGGAAAGGAUCCCUUACAUGAUUUGAGUUAUAUAACAUAAUUAUGACUUGGGUAAUGUUUCAUGACCAUUUUUUUAAUCUAUCUGUAGUUGUUUGGGCUCUUUUUUAAUAGUUUAACUUUCGUGGAGACACAAAUGUAUUUGGAAGAUUAAUCAGUAA
This is a messenger RNA of Cajanus cajan (pigeon pea), 1461 nucleotides long. The record is from RefSeq and is a predicted model, not a curated record. NCBI's taxonomy places the organism in Eukaryota, Viridiplantae, Streptophyta, Magnoliopsida, Fabales, Fabaceae.